Ilyonectria robusta is the source of this 2928-nucleotide messenger RNA. Its product is annotated as CHAT domain-containing protein. The coding region runs from base 1 to 2928 and encodes 975 amino acids. Gene Ontology annotation, molecular function: protein binding. The record is from RefSeq and is a predicted model, not a curated record. The transcript is spliced from 2 exons. Lineage: Eukaryota; Fungi; Ascomycota; Sordariomycetes; Hypocreales; Nectriaceae.
AUGGAUGAACUAGAUCGUGCCAUCAAGGAAGCGAGCGACAAGUUACACUCCAUGCCGCAGGGCGAACUUGACCAUGCUCUGUUACGAGAUCUUGCAACUCACCUCAGUCUCCAAUUUCAACGCCAGGGAUCCAUUGAUGACUUGAACCGAGCUAUUGAAGUUGCAACAAGAGCAGUUGACGCUUUGCCCCAAGACCACCCCGAUGUUGUGACCAAUUGCAUCAACCUGGGAAGCUUUUUUGAUAUGCGAUUUGACCAAACAGGAUCAAUGGACGACUUGAAUCAUGCUAUCGACUUUGCUACUAAAGGAGUGAAUGGUUUAUCCCCAAACGACCCCAAACGCCCUAUUUCUUUGAGCAACCUUGGAUAUAGCCUCGGGAAACGGUUUGAGCAGACGGGACAGGAAAACGACUUCGAGACCGCUAUUGAUCUUACCACUCAGGCGGUCGACAUCAUGCCUCGAAACUAUGCUCACAACACGCUUUGUUUAAGCAAUGCCGCACACUGUCUCGGUAGACAAUUUGAAGGGACAGAAUCAAUGGACGAUCUCAGUUGCGCCAUCAAAUUUGCAAGCAGAGCGGUGGAUGAAAUGCCGCCAAGUUAUCCAACUCGGGCUGCACACUUUGGUUAUGCGAGUCGCUUGAACACCCUUUCCGUCUUGCUUGGUAUCCGAUAUGAGCACCAGGGAUCCGGUGAUGACUUAGACCGAUCAGUCGAGGCUGCCUCCCAAGCAGUCAAAGUUGUGUCACUGGACCACAGGGACCGGGCUCCCUACCUACAUAAUCUCUCAAGUCGCCUCGGCAUUCGAUUCGAAAGAACAGGUUUGCUCGACGAUUUGAAUCAUGCGAUUGAUUUUGCUGAAGAUGCAAUACGCAUUAUGCCUGCGGACGAAUGGAGGUAUAUGGGCUAUUUGAACGAUCUUGGGCGCCUGUUGACUGCGCGUUUCCAUCGGACGGGUUCACUGAAGGACUUGAAUGACGCUAUCGAGGCCACGCUCAAGGCAGUUAAAUUAGCUCCGAGGGACCACCCAGAUUUCGCAGGCUUUUUAAACGACCUUGGAGGCUUAUUUAGUAUGCGAUUCGAGCGGAAUGGGUUAUUGGAUGACUUGAACCGCGUGAUCGAGCUGGCCUACCAGGCGGUAGACGCCGCAACCCAAGACGAUCCAGAUUAUUGGAGCUAUCUGAGGAACCUUGGAAAUUCCCUUGGAAAGCGAUUCAAGCAAACUGGAUUGGCGGAUGACUUGGAUCGUCAGAUCUCGUCCUACACUGCAGGUUGGCAUUGCACAUCUGCUCCACCGCAUAUUCGUAUUCCACAUGCUCAGGCCGCCGCCAACCUCCUCGUACAGCAGCAAAAAUGGGAAGAAGCCAGUCAGCUCCUGCAUGAAGUCUCGCUCCUCCCCAUGAUGAGCCCGCGGUCACUGGCAUACAUGGAUAUGCAGGGUUUGCAUGUUGACGUUCCAGGCUUGGCUUCAACAGCGGCAGCCGUUGCCUUGAGCGCUGGGAAGAGCCCCGAAGACGCCUUACAGCUCCUCGAGCUUGGCCAUGGCGUCAUCGCUGGUCUAUUGAUGGAUAUGAGAAGAGACAUUUCUGAUCUCAAGCUAAAGGAACCCGAGCUCGCAGAGAGAUUCAUUUCGCUCCGGGAAACGCUCGAUUCAUGCACAGAAAGCUCGACGCCUUUGCCUUCUGAAGAUGUGUUGUUUCGGGAAUCACGGCAGAAACGGCGCCGUGAAGCAGACCGAGAAUUCAUCAUGCUCGUGGAGAAGAUUCGUGAUCAGCCUGGAUACCACCAUUUUCUCAAACCUGCAACUGUUGAAGAUCUCAUGGCUGCGGCGACUCCAGGCCCGAUUGUUGUUAUCAACACAGGCUCUCACCGCUGUGACGCGUUUCUGAUAGAGAAGAACCAUAUCAGGGUGAUUGAAUUGCCUCAUCUGACAUUAGAUGAGGUAACGAAACGAUCGGUCAAUUUACAAGACACUUCCCAAAUGGCGUUCUUACUGGAAUGGCUAUGGGAGGCUGUUUGCUCUCCCUGCUUAGAUGAACUAGGAUUUACGGACCUGGUCUCCGAUGACAAUUGGCCACAUGUGUGGUGGAUUCCUACUGGAACUCUUAGUCGGUUUCCGCUGCAUGCUGCUGGUCGCCACAUGCAAGUAGGCCAGGCGGUCUUGGAUAGGGUAAUCUCGUCCUACGCAUUGUCUGUCAAGGCAUUGAUUCAUGGACGUCAACACCAUGUUCAAAAGCCUACAACACAGUCGCAAAUGGACUCUACCGUCCUGAUUUUCAUGCAGACACCACAUGAAUUGGGUCUAAGCGAAGAUUUUCCGUUUGCGAGGGCGGAGGUAGAAAUGGUUGAGAAGUUAUGCCCGUCUCUCUCACUGCAUCCUAUCAUACUUCCCAAGCGCAGGGAUGAUGUCCUCAAGCACUUGAAGGGAUGCAAAAUAUUCCACUUUGCAGGCCAUGGGCAGUUACAUCGAAUGGAGCCUUCGCAAAGUCAUUUGUUUUUGGAUGAUUGGAGAACGGGCCCGCUGACGGUCAAAGAUCUACGCGAAAGUCGACUACACAAAAGUCCCCCGUUCCUCGCCUACCUCUCUGUAGGCUCGAUUUGGAAUAUCGAAGCAGCGAGUCUGUCUGACGAAUCGAUCCAUUUUGCCAACGCCUUUCAAUCAGCUGGCUUUAGACAUGUUAUUGGAACACUCUGGGAAGUUCCGGGCAAGCACUGUGUCGAUGUGGCAACGUGCUUCUACGAGACGCUGCGUGAGGAAGGGAUGACGGAUGCGGCGGUUAGCCGAGGACUUCAUAAAGCUCUUAGGAAGCUACGUGACGAAGGUGUUGAUGGUAACCAGGAUGUGAGAAACUCAAAAAAUGUUGUGGUGGAAGGUCGUGAAGGAUACUUGGCAGAUUUCUGGGUACCAUAUGUUCACUUUGGAGCAUAG